CCGGAGUGAGAAGUAGUGACAAGCUGUCCGGUUCUGAAGGUGUGAUGGAAAAAAAGAAGAACGUCCUCUAUAAUGCUCUGUAGCCUCUACUGAAGUCGCGUUCAUUUUAAUUUUGAUUUUAUUUUCACAAAACCUGGGAAUAUUUGUUUGUCAAGGUCUCGAAAGAAAGCGUGGUUUCGGUGGACUGACUUUUUAAAGCAGGAAUGGCCACUGCAAGGCUUGAUUACGUUGCCCCGUGGUGGACAUACUGGCUGCACAAUUUUCCCCACUUUAAUUUCUUUUUCCAGUCGGUCGACAACACUUUCAAGCCGGAGGAGGCGAGCUAUCAGCAGUCUCUGAUAUUUCUAGCAUGUGUUGGCGCAGUGGGUGUGGGUCUGAGCCUGCUGGUUGUGGCAGUAUGCCUGGUCUGCAUGUGUUGCUGCCGCAGAGACGUAGAUGAAGACACCAAAAGGCCUAAUACCUGCUGUCUCACCUGGUCUACCGUCAUCACAGGUCUCAUCAUAUGUUCUGCCGUGGGAGUGGGUUUCUAUGGUAACAGUGAGACCAACGAUGGGGUGUACCAGCUGACCUACUCGCUCUACAAUGCCAAUCACACAUUGGGUGGCAUCAACAAUCUGGUUUCAGGAUCUCUGGGUAACAUUCAAACUGGACUAAAACAGCACCUGGAACGCCUGGAUGAAAUCUUUGCCACGAGGUCGGACUACCUCCAAGCUCUUCGCUUCAUGCAGCUGAUGCUCAACAACGUCAUCCGUGAGAUGACUACUCUGCCGGAUAUAAACAAAGCCAAUGUUGACCUGGCAGCCAUCGCUGACCAAACAGCCUUCAUUGAGUAUUACAGGUGGCUGACCUAUCUGCUGCUGCUGAUCCUGGACCUGGUCAUCUGCUUGGCCAUGUGCUUGGGGAUGGCCAAGCAGUCUCGAUGGCUGCUGAUCACGAUCACGGCUUUUGUAGUGCUGUCUAUGAUCCUAAGCUGGGCCUCACUGGGAGCAGGCACUGCUACAGCUGUGGGCACCAGUGACUUUUGUGUGUCUCCACACAAAUAUAUUGUUAACCAAACCAAGGAUUUCCUCAGUGCAGAUGUUGCACACUAUUAUUUGUUCUGCAGCCCGAAUCUACCAAACCCUUUCCAACAGUCUCUGACAAUCUGCCAGCGUUCUCUGACCACCAUGCAAAUCCAGAUCCAGGGCUUGCUGCAGUUUUCGGUGCCCAUUUUCCCAACUGCUGAGAGAGACCUUUUGGGGAUCCAAAGACUGCUAAACUCUACAGAGUUCAGUCUACACCAGCUAACAGCCUUGCUCGAUUGUCGCGGGCUACAUAAGGACUACUUGGAUGCCCUAAUGGGUGUGUGCUAUGAUGGGGUGGAAGGGCUCCUCUACCUCUCUUUGUUUUCUCUGCUGGCUGCCUGUGCACUCUCUGCCAUGCUGUGCGCGAUUUUCAGAGUGUGGACACUAAUGUGCAGCAGGGAUAAAGAGUAUGACGACAUAGACGAGGAGGACCCAUUCAACCCCCAAGCACGGCGGAUGUCCUACAACCCCAGAAGGUCCAACAUCCACAGUUUUUGUAGUUACACCAGCAGCAUCGGUAGCCAGGCCAGCCUUCAUCCACCUCCACAAUCUGCCUCUAAUGUCAUGCCACCUCCUGAAUACAUGAAUCAGUCCAUGCUGUUUGGAGGGAGUCCUCGAUAUGAGAAUGUGCCACUGAUAGGGAGAGGAUCCCCACCUCCCUCGUACUCGCCCAGUAUGAGGACCACCUAUCUAUCUAUGACUGAUGCCCAGAUCAGACACUUUGGGACUGACUUCCAGGUGUAGCCUGCUACCUACUGAAUCCUUUUUGGUGAGCCGAUGUCUGAGACUCUGGGUUCCUACCGAGGAGGCUGUCUUCAUGGCGUAAUCCUGUUUACUGGAGCUGCAGCCUGCCGUCCCAAUCUGAGACAUGAAAGCAGGCCAUAUGAGGCGAAUACCUCAGAAACACACCAGUGCAGUGCUCUGAAAGUCCUGCAUGCAGUUUUGAACUGAGACGGCCUGUUUAAGUUAAUCUCAAGACUGUUGCUGAUGUUAUUAUGAUGUUUGGAAACACUGUUGCUCCAAUACAAGCAUUUCUUUGAGCCAAACCAAGAGCCUCUGAGCUGAUUGGAUCAAAAAUGUUUUUUGCCUUUAUUGUAGUCCGAUGGCCUGCAUGGAUAUGAUCAUCAAUACGGACAGUGUUUUGAUGUGAAAUGGGAUGGCUGAAUAUGACCCAUAGAGCUUCCUUUAAAACAUUUAGAUUUUUGCAAAUUACCUACAAUUUGAAGACUAUUUUAUUCCUUAAUUUUUUUGGCCUUUUUGUAAUUUUUAAUGUGGGUACAGUAUGUGAAAUAAAACACCAUUAUUUCAACCUGUCUAAACAAUAAGAGAAAAUGAAAACCAUUCUAAAUAUUUGGGUUUUGUUGUGAAUUCCCCCUGGACUAAAUAAGCACAACAGAAUGGGAUUUGAUUCGUUUCCAGGCCUGUAUCACUGUGCUGUUACACAGCUUGUGAAACAUGAACUGAAUUUGUAGAAAUUUAAACUUUGUUCUCAGAGCCAUACCCUCAGUACCUUGUGAAUAAGAAAUUGUUCUCUUCAGUGUUUGAGAAAUCUGUAUGCCAUUUUCUGUGUUGAAUAAUAUAUCAAACUAAACUAAUAUUUGACCAUAAAUGCUGUAUUGUAAUGUGUCUCCACUCCAUAAAACAUCUUACAAAGAAUU
Anoplopoma fimbria (sablefish) is the source of this 2722-nucleotide messenger RNA. RefSeq names its product protein tweety homolog 2-like. The coding region runs from base 204 to 1808 and encodes 534 amino acids. The transcript is spliced from 14 exons. The record is from RefSeq and is a predicted model, not a curated record. Lineage: Eukaryota; Metazoa; Chordata; Actinopteri; Perciformes; Anoplopomatidae. Gene Ontology annotation, cellular component: plasma membrane. Gene Ontology annotation, molecular function: intracellularly calcium-gated chloride channel activity; volume-sensitive chloride channel activity.